UUACUACUACUACGACUAGGUAGUUAGUUCCUCUUGUUUUUUUCACCCUCCCGCGCUCGUUCUUGCUUUUUGGGUUUAUCCGCCAAGUUCAAAGCUUUCGACGAUCCCGUUGCGCCUGAUCAGCAAUUGGACUUCUAGUCGUCAAUGCUAGUUUCUCUGAUCCGUUCGCCAAUGUAAAUCGCAUUGGACGUCUCGUCCUAAGUCACCCGCCACCGAUUCACCUGUACUAGGAAGGACGAACUAGUUCCUAUACCACGACAUUACCACGUCCGUCCUCGCGCGCGUCCAAACUUCUUCAACACUUACCGUGGCCUUAACGAAUAUUAAAGUAGUCUUCUGACAUCUUACCGUCUAUUUUAAAGCCUAUAAAGCCUCGAUUCAUUCUCCAGCUCAUUUGUAGUCUAAAUCAAAUACUCCAAUCUUCAAAAAUGGCGGAACAGCCUCGGCCAGCGUCGCAGAAACUCCCAGCUGGGCUGGCGACAGUCCUAAAUGCCCCCGAGGAAAACCGUGAUUCGGCAUAUUAUUCAAGCACCGAUGCUUCUAGCAAACGUAUAUACAUCGGCUGCCUCCGGCAUAGGCAUCAAUGUAUACCAUUCGGUACAGGACAAGACUCCCUCCCCGACCACGACGACACUAGUACCCCAGCCAUUAGUAUCUCCGUCGAGUAACAUGAGUGUGGCGUCGAUGGUGUCGCCAACGACACCGGGCAGCGGACGUUUUGAAAGACCUCAAUCAUUAGACUCUAUACCAGGUGGAUUGUCGAUAGGGGGAGCCAGUAUUGGACCGGAUUCUCGACGGGAGAGCGUUGACAGCAGGAUUAACCAGGGCUUUGGCGAUUUAAGGUUGGGUGGUGGUUCUCCUUAUGCUAGUCAGAACCAGUCGACGACAUCAAUCCACGGGGCCCUAGCGCAGCAGCGGAAUCCCCGCGUGGGGAUGGACCAUCUCUCCGUACAUAGGAUAUCAAAUGGGUACCAGCCUAAUGUUGAGCGCACACCUGAAGGGCAAAAUCCCAAGGCUGCUCGAACAGCACCGGCUAUUACUGGUCCCGCCACGAGCACUAUCGCGAGAGCCGCGGAACCCACUAAAGGUCAGGCCUGGGCCUUCCCAGAGGAUGAGGUGGGUGUGAGCCGUUUGCCUUCUUCAGUUGGCAACCACACAUUCUUCGAUUCGAGACGGAGUAGUAUUGCGGAGUCAAUUGCUAGCAGUCAAUUUACGACUGAAUCUCGAUUACCCCCGGGACAACGACGACUUGAUGACGGCCUGGCGCCAGACUUCCAGCAAACAAUUCAUCAUCAUACACUUCAACACAAGCAGCUUUCAGAUCUCCAUAGUGAGGAAUCGAGCCCCCAUAGCGGUAACCAGCCAUACAGUAGGACGCCUGAGUUGCGACAGAGCCACAAGCUUGCGGAGCGGAAACGUAGGACAGAGAUGAAAGAAUUGUUCGAUCAGUUGCGCGAGUUGAUGCCACAAGAGAGAGGAUCGAAAGCUUCCAAGUGGGAGAUACUCACGAAGGCCAUCGCCGAACACCAGAAGCAAACCGAUACCAUCAAAACUCUGUCAGGGCAUUGUCAAACAGCUAUACAAGAAGCGGAUAUGCUACGUCGCGAACUAGACAGGAUGCGCAUGGAGAAUGCGCAACUACGCGGAAACCUACCAGGUCUACCACAAGGUCAGGGCGCACCGAAUCAACCUAUGCCACCACAGCCGCCAACGGACCCUUAUGGUCGUGAUUCCUAUGGCGCACCGCCUCGGCCAGAACUACCUCCUUUAAGGGCUCUUAAUGGACCAGACUCUAUGACUGGUGUCCAGUAUGAAGGCCAGAGGCCCAACGGAUUCCAGCAAAAUCGAUUCUAGUAAGGAUGCGACUACGAUCAUUCGAAAACUUUCUUUUGUUGUUGUAAACGUGUUAUACGGGAGAGGCAGCCAUAAAAAAACUAGAAACUUUACGCUUUUAUAUCGAUACCCCUACGAGUUGACGGCUACUAUCACACUCGGUUAUUUCUAGUUGGGCUGCCGACGAGCACCUAACGGAACUCAAGGCGUACUCGGACUUGGUACAGAGGAUACUUUGUCGGACUAAGGUUAUUAUCUAGUGUUUUGUUAUUUGGGCGUUGGUGAAAAACCGCGAGACGGGAUGGCUUCUGGAUUCCUUCUGGCUUACCGAUGAUUGCUAAGGAUUUGGCCGAUCAUUGAUCAAUUAUUUCGACCUUCGAAUUUCUAGUGCCUGGGGAAUUCUUCUCUUCGGUAAUCCUAAAGAGGAGAGUGGUGUGCGCAAUUCUAUUCUUUUGCAGCUACCAGCUAGAGACGCACUUUAGAGGACAAGCAGACUCGUAAGAGU
Messenger RNA from Hypoxylon trugodes, 2338 nucleotides. RefSeq lists its product as uncharacterized. Bases 490 to 1854 code for a protein of 454 amino acids. The transcript is spliced from 3 exons. Lineage: Eukaryota; Fungi; Ascomycota; Sordariomycetes; Xylariales; Hypoxylaceae. Gene Ontology annotation, biological process: positive regulation of transcription by RNA polymerase II. Gene Ontology annotation, cellular component: RNA polymerase II transcription regulator complex. Gene Ontology annotation, molecular function: protein dimerization activity; DNA-binding transcription factor activity. The record is from RefSeq and is a predicted model, not a curated record.